Oncorhynchus keta (chum salmon) is the source of this 4473-nucleotide messenger RNA. RefSeq lists its product as uncharacterized. NCBI's taxonomy places the organism in Eukaryota, Metazoa, Chordata, Actinopteri, Salmoniformes, Salmonidae. Bases 1859 to 2593 code for a protein of 244 amino acids. The record is from RefSeq and is a predicted model, not a curated record. The transcript is spliced from 3 exons.
CCUUGAAGUAGUGGUUCCCCUUGCUCUGCAAGGUUCGCGGUUUUUGUGGGGCGAUGGGUAAUGAUGCUUCGUGGGUGACUGUUGUUGAUGUGUGGAGAGGGUCCCUGGUUCGCACCCGGUUAUGGGCGAGGGGAUUGGUCUAAAUUUAUACUGUUACAUUGAUGCUAUUGACCCGGAUCACUGGUUGCUGCGGAAAAGGAGGAGGUCAAAAGGGGGGUGAAUGUAACGGAUGUGAAACGGCUAGCUAGUUAGCGGUGGUGCGUGCUAAAAAAAAGUGCUUCAAUCGGUGACGUCACUUGCUCUGAGACCUUGAAGUAGUGGUUCCCAUUGCUCUGCAAGGGCCCCGGCUUUUGUGGAGCGAUGGGUAACGAUGCUUCGUGGGUGACUGUUGUUGAUGUGUGUAGAGGGUCCCUGGUUCGUGCCUGGGUAUGGGCUCGGGGACGGUCUAAAGUUAUACUGUUACACACACUCAGACGGACGCACACAUGUCCCUGUAUCAGGGACCAGAUAUCAGCAGCGUGCCUGGUCCAAUAAGUUCUCCUCCCAACCUCCACCCUUUUCUGCUGUUGUUGUUUAUUGAUUCUUCAUUUUUCUUAAUAUUUCAAACAUUGGCCAGAACAGCCCCAUAGCCUUUGUCAAACGUUUCUCAAGAGACCAGCAAAUGAACAAUGCUCUCUGCAUGUGAUUUCUCCUCUUAAGGAUUAGGCUAUAGGGCCGCCCCUACAUUAACACUGUUUGGGAUUACUGCAAGCAGCAACUUCUUAGGAAUUUAGGAUUUCACAGCAAGACUGUUUUUUCAGACUCUCAGGUGAGGUCUAAUGGUCAAAUAGCAGCAUAGCAUGUGUCUGUGCUGCCAUAGUGAAUGGACUGGGGAAAACAGGAGCUAUUCUGAAAAAUACAGAAGACAAAAGAAAAUAUAUUUUACAAGGUGAUCAACUGUGAUGAGUCUUGUGAUAUGUAGCCAACAUUAAAGGUUGAUCUGUAAAGGUACAUUUGAAUGUUGUAUGUGAUCAAAUGGUUGACCCUGGGUUAGAGAUGUCUCCAACAAAUAUGAUUUUUUUCCUAUUGAAUGUAGAAGGUACAUUUCCUAAGCUCCCACAUUGUGUCCAACGAACUGGUGGCCAGCAUUCUUCUUCUUCUGGGGAUUUUAUAUAGUGGUUGACAACCAACUUUAAGGUGCAUCACCGCCACCAACUGGACUGGAGUGUAAACCAGUGAGAAUGAAGGUCUAAAUUCUAUUCAAUAUUCUCGUCUCCCUAAGGAAAAUUAAAUAUCGCAUCUCCUGAAGAUUUCCCCAGCAGUUCACUCAAUGUUGGCUAGCGCCAGCCCCUAUAGGCUGAUCGUGCUUGUAUUUGGCCUAGUGACUCUGCUGACUGCUGCGACACAACACGUGUUUGUUGCGUUAUCCAGCAUCCGCAGUGCCACAGAAUCUGAACGCCAUCUGGUGGCGAAUUAUAGCGAAGGAUAAAGUUGUUUUGUUUGUUAUAAAGCAGAACAAACUUAAAUUUUUUUAAUGUGGGGAUUGAUUUAGAUUAACUUGUGUGUGGAACAUUUUAAGACCAUGAAUAAAUCCAGAGUUAACCUUCAUAAGAGGUGGUGGAGAAGCCUCUGUGAUACCAGGAAGUGGAGCCAGUUAGUUUCUGUAGGAAAAAAAAACUAUUAUUCCCAUGAUGCAGUUCAUGUUCCAGUAACAUCCCAUGCUGCGGUUGUUUUUGUUCUGUUGCUGCUGUCAACCAUCACGAGAUAAAUAACGGUCUGUAGGCGGAAUAACGGCAGUAGACUUCAAUUAAAGGUGUUGUCGUUGCAAGUAAGUACUAUCAUCAGGCUUAACGUUGCACGGUUCGCGUGUUUUCCCGCAAUGUUGUCUUCGGUUCCACCGCGGAUCUUCAUGCGAAGGUCGCGCAGCCUUUCCCCGUGCCGUGUGCUCCAGACAAGCACAAAGGACGCCGCGAGGAACCACAUCAUCGUCGAUAAAGCGGACGCCAACCGGAACCCCAUCGUUUCUACCUCCCGUGUCUCCCGUAGAGGAAUUCUGAGCGAGGAGGCGAAAGGCCAGAGUGUGAGCCUGGCCAUACAGUAUCACCAUCUGGCCCCCAGGUGGCUCUCUAAUCUCCAGGGUCGCAGGAGCUCCUGGGCCUCUCUGGCUUCCAAGGGACGCAACAACAACAACCUGUACUGGGAUCAGAGCGGGGAAAGGACCGGGGGACAGAGCGGGAGCAGCCGCCCUUAUGCACUGGCCUCUGCUGGGGUACUGUCCGCUGCAGCCAUGGCCUUCUGCCUCAAGAAGGACUCUGAUACGAAAGGUGAUGCACUUCUGGAGGCUGCAAGGACCAACAGCUCACAAGAUGUGGCAAGGUUGCUGGGCGAGGGGGUGGAGCCUAACCACAGACACCGUCUGGGCUGGACCUCUCUCAUGGUGGCAGCUAUGAACCGCCAGCACAGGUCAGAGAGAGAGCAGUGUGUGUGUGUGUCCGGCUCUUCCUGUGUUAACCUUGUCCCAUACAGACAUAUUGCCACAGUAGAAUGCUCUUAUCACACCAGACGGCUACUAAUGCCCCCUCAACCUUCCCUCCCCCUGCCCUGCACCCUCUAAAUUAAAUUAGCCCCUCCUUAUCCCUGUACACACAGAGAGAGGCAGAGGCUCAGGAGGUGGAGGGUUAAGGUGGGGUGAAUCCAAUUUGGGGAUGGUUGGCCAACGGGCCAUGUUCCUGUGAGACGAAGGGCCCUCCUCAACAGUUAGACACUAGUUCACUGAACCACCCCCCGUCUGAAUACACACACACACCAAAAAGAGGCCUCCAGAAAGUAUUCAAACCGGUCAACCUUUUUCCACAUUGUUACACCCUGAAUUUAAAAUGGAUUUUACAUUUAGAUGUGUUUUUCUCACUUGCCAACAUACAAUGUUUUUGGAAAAUGUUACAAAGUAGUUACAAAUUAAAGCUGAAAUGUGUUGAGUCAAGAAGUAUUCAAGCCCUUUGUUAUGGCAUAAAUAAGUUCAGGAGUAAAAAUGUGGUUAACAAGUCACAUAAUAAGUUGUAUGGACUCACUCUGUGUGCAAUAAUGGUUUUUAACAUGACUUUUUAAUGACUACCUCAUCUCUGUACCCCACACAUACAAUUGUCUGUAAGGUGUCGUGGAAAUUUCCUCUAUUUACCAAAUCAUGGGAGCAAACCACACACACACACACACACACACACACACACACACACACACGUCAGAGUUAGUUAUAAAAGUCCAUCUUUAAUUAUAUGAGCUCUUAUCACAAUCCUGUGACUCUCAGAUAAAUUCAGUGUCUCCCCAGUGAAUUUUCUACAAAUUCUGAAUCUUCCCUAACAAAGGUCCCUCAGUCGAGCAGGGAAUUGCAGAACUGUUGAGACGAAAGUAAAAAAAAAAAAAAAGGUGAAAUGAGGUGAUGUCUUUUUGUCCUUUUUAUUUUUUCUAAUCUUUUGAAGUGUCGCCGUUUCCCAACGUGGGAUUUAAUUUGAAGAUGAAUUCACCUUUCAGCAGGACAAUAACCUAAAACAACAAGGCCAAAUCUACACCAGUUGCUGACUAAGAAGACAGUGAAUGGUCCUGACGGACCGAGCUACAUUUUUAACUUAAAUCUGCUUAAAUCUAUGGCAAGACCUGAAAAUGGUUGUCUAGCAACGAUCAACAACCAAUUGGACAGCUUGAAUAUUGCAAAGAAUAAUAGGCAAAUAAACACAAUCCAGGUUCUUAGACUUACCCAGAAACCCUCACAGCUCUUAGAGACUUACCCAGAAACCCUCACAGCUCUUAGAGACUUACCCAGAAACCCUCACAGCUCUUAGAGACUUACCCAGAAACCCUCACAGCUCUUAGAGACUUACCCAGAAACCCUCACAGCUCUUAGAGACUUACCCAGAAACCCUCACAGCUCUUAGAGACUUACCCAGAAACCCUCACAGCUCUUAGAGACUUACCCAGAAACCCUCACAGCUCUUAGAGACUUACCCAGAAACCCUCACAGCUCUUAGAGACUUACCCAGAAACCCUCACAGCUCUUAGAGACUUACCCAGAAACCCUCACAGCUCUUAGAGACUUACCCAGAAACCCUCACAGCUCUUAGAGACUUACCCAGAAACCCUCACAGCUCUUAGAGACUUACCCAGAAACCCUCACAGCUCUUAGAGACUUACCCAGAAACCCUCACAGCUCUUAGAGACUUACCCAGAAACCCUCACAGCUCUUAGAGACUUACCCAGAAACCCUCACAGCUCUUAGAGACUUACCCAGAAACCCUCACAGCUCUUAGACUUACCCAGAAACCCUCACAGCUCUUAGAGACUUACCCAGAAACCCUCACAGCUCUUAGACUUACCCAGAAACCCUCACAGCUCUUAGAGACUUACCCAGAAACCCUCACAGCUCUUAGAGACUUACCCAGAAACCCUCACAGCACUUAGAGACUUACCCAGAAACCCUCACAGCUCUUAGAGACUUACCCAGAA